This is a messenger RNA of Quercus lobata, 1975 nucleotides long. RefSeq names its product UPF0481 protein At3g47200-like. The transcript has a single exon. The record is from RefSeq and is a predicted model, not a curated record. Lineage: Eukaryota; Viridiplantae; Streptophyta; Magnoliopsida; Fagales; Fagaceae. The coding region runs from base 6 to 1568 and encodes 520 amino acids.
UUGCCAUGGCCGGAAUUUCCAGAAGAGACGCCGGUGAAACAAGCAGCCGCAUCACUGGUGCCCAUACGAACAUCUUUUUAAGCGAAGCUACUACCCUGGAGGAAAAGAUUAAAACAGUAAUGGAGGCAAAAAAAAUUGUGACACCAUCCCCUACACCAAAGAUACAAAAGGUUAUAUUCUUGCUGCGAGAUAACAAGGAUUUCCAGAAGCACUAUGAGCCAAGAGCAGUAUCACUCGGUCCUAUCCAUCAUCGUAAUAAGAAGUACAAGCUAGGAGAGAAGUACAAGCUUGCAUUGACAUACGAGUUCGUUAACGGUAGCGAAGAGAAGAUAAGUGAAUUUUACAACAAAAUUGAAGAGAAUAUCAAUCAACUGAAGAAGUGCUUCGAGGAGGAAGUGAUCGAAGACUAUGAUGAUGAAGAUCUCAUUUGGUUGUUGUUGGUGGACGGCUGCGCAACACUACAAUACAUAUACUGCGCAGCUAACAAGAAGUUCAAUGAUUUGAAGAUAAAAACCGACAGUGUAGCCUUUACACAACAGGAUUUGUUUUUGCUAGAGAACCAGCUUCCCUACUGUCUGCUCAAAUGGUUGAUGAACUGGAGUGGAAAAGAAUUCUUGUUGAAGAAAUCGAUUCAAACUUACAUUGAUGGGCACGUUAAGGUACCACAACCGGAGGAUCAGCCACUAAUUCUCAGCUGCGCAUGGCUGAGUUCGUUAUCAUGGAAUUGGUCGCAAGAAUCAGAAAAUGAGAAAAAACAAAGAGGCCAGUCAUCAAAUUGCUGCGCAUGCUUAAAAGGAAAGGGGCAACAAUAUUCAGAAACUGAGAAAGAAGAAAGCGAUCAGUGGUUAAUAUCAGUGGAUGGACAUGAAGAUCCCAUCCAUCUCCUCGAUCUUCUGAGGACACGUCUCUUGCAUAAGCAUCAACAAAUCAAGCCAAAGAAACCGAAUGGCGGAAUGGAAACUUGGCAAUCCUAUCGCAAUGUGCAGGAGCUUCGAGCAGCAGGUAUUCAUGUGGAACGCAGUAAAAAGAAAAGUAGUUGCUUGAGUGACAUAUCUUUUACUACACUCAGUUUUUUGGGUUUGGGGUACCUUUGGCUUCCUCCAUUAGUUGUGGAUGACUCAACAAGGCCUAAGUUCUUGAACUUGAUAGCCUACGAAAUGUGUCUGGAUUUCGAAAAUGAUUUUGGGGUCACCUCUUACAUAUCCUUUCUCGAUUCACUGAUCGAUGAACCCAACGAUGUUAAGAUGCUAAGGAAAGCAGGGAUACUCCACAACUUCCUUGGCAGCGACGAAGAAGUGACUCAGCUCUUCAAUGAGAUUGGCACUGACUUGGUGCCUAACAAUGAAAUAUACAGCGAUGUCAGAUCAAAAAUUCAGAAGCACUACAGGAACAAGUGGAUGACCUGGAUCGCUCAAUUCUAUCAUGACCAUUUCAGCAGCCCCUGGACUUUCAUAGCUUUUGUUGGCGCAUUGUUGGCACUCGUACUAAUCGUCAUUCAGACUAAGUAUGCUGUCAAUCCUUCCCCUGGACCCUGCGAUAACUUCUGCAAGAAUUCCACACUAACCUAAAUAUGCAUAAGGUAACUUGGGUGGUGUUUGGAAACUAUAUCUUCAAGUCAUGAUUUAUAUGCAGUCUAAGCGUGUGAGAGUGUGUAUAAUAGUGUGUUAACUAGUUUUUACCCAACUUUAUUAGAUCAUAUACAUGGUUUCUAUGCUUUCCGUUUCGAAGGCCUUCAAAAUUUUAUUAAUAUUGUUAGUACCAUACACUUUCACAAAAAGAAAAUCACAACUUGCCAUAUAGGAUGGUUGUGGCAAUGUAUGCAUGAAAGUGCGGUACUAACAUUAUUGGAAUUUUAUUUCACAUGGAUCAUUCCUCUUCAAAGGCCACCUCAUUUCAUUAUUUUCUUUACCUUGGUUCAGUGUGAUUGUGCUUUCUAAUUUGAUGUAAUGUGUGAGGAUAGGAAAAUAAUUGCGAA